Symbiodinium necroappetens is the source of this 4278-nucleotide messenger RNA. The record is from the annotation of a GenBank genome assembly. NCBI's taxonomy places the organism in Eukaryota, Dinophyceae, Suessiales, Symbiodiniaceae.
AUGGACGGCAAGUCCCCGGGUGCGGCGGCGAAGGGCACACAGAAGAAGUACUACCGGCUCGCCACGAAGCAUCACUUGUCGUGCCUGGACAUCCUUUUGCAAACGGCCACGGGUUCAGGGCUCAGCCAAUUCGUGCCCGCAGAUCGUUUGGAGGCCUUGAGAGAGGCAGAGGAAGCCGCCAAGAGUCAUGACCUGGUGAAGAAGCAGAAGCGAAAACGACAAAGAUCGGAGAUGCCGGCGGCAGAGUCGGGUGGGGCAGCAAGCCUGGCCGGAUUUCGGUAUCUUGUCCACGUGGAAGACUCUUCAUCAGUCAACACGUCCAGCAUGAUGUUCAUUUUGAACCACUUGCGGGCACAGUACGUCUGGUUCCCGGAUCCAUUUCACAUGAUCCACAACGUGGGGCUUAACGGGUUGAAGGAAGCCGGCAUGUACGGAGCCGUGCUGCUCAGCUCUGCUGCCAUGGAUGCGGUGGAGCCGAACUUCAUCGUGGAUGCAUCGGCUGAGUGGAGUCUCCGGCUCAUUCCACUCGUGUAUGCCGGCUUGCAGCUGGGCUACGUGAAGUCAACAGAGGGAUCCAAGAAGGUGCUGGAGCCUUUGUCUGCAGGCGAGCCGGCGAAGGAUGAAGAGGCGGCAGGUGCUGAGCCUUUGAGGUUUUUAGACAUCGGUCCGGCCAAGAUUUGUGACAAACUUGUCAUCCACGGAGAUGCCAGUGUUCGAGCUGAUGCCCUGGCCGUGUUGUAUGUCGAGAGGGAGCUUGGUCGGUUCUACAGCCAGACACGAGAGGCUUUGAAGAGCCGGCAGGCCUGCUUCGAGUUCUACUUGGGUAUGGCCAACGGAAAGGGUCUGGAUCACAUCUUGAAGAUUGGCGGCGACUUGAGCUUCAGAGAGCUCAGCAAGAUGGGAAUCAUGACCGAAGAGAUGUACAGCGAUUGCAACUUGAGGAAGAUUACUUCCAUGGAUCCUCAGCUUUUCCUGCAGGAUCACAUGAUGCAUCGACUGUUCAACCUCCGGUUCUGUGUUCAGAAGCAUCGUCUGCACGGUCUCGCCCUUUUCAUGUUUGCGUUGCCGUACAAGCUGGUGAGGCUGGCCUCUGGAGACUCCGAGGAGCAAGAGCUCGUGCGAACGGACCUCGUUCACCUCAUGAAAUGCUGGAGCCGUGUGGAGAGUCGAGCGGAGCCUUUCUGGAAAAAACUUUCGGAAAGGACUUGUCUGAUGUGGACACUAGUCAGGGUCAUCUUGGAUCGGAUCCAGCAGGACGGAGGACACGUCGGUGCGGAUGUGCGAGCUUUGAUCGGGAAUAUGUUUUCGCACGUAGGUCAUAGUGCUGUCAUAGAGGAUGCUUUUCAGCGGAUGAGAAGGCAGGAAACUCUGACGGAGGCAGGGUCCAACGUGUCGUCUUGUCGCUUGUGGAAAGUGGCCACAGAUAGCAAGCUGCUCGCCGAAACGUACAACUUCAGGGAGGUAGCCGCGGCGGAUAUCCCCGAGGAAAGGUUUGAAUCUCUGCCACCGAACUUUUUCGUGCCAAGGCAAAAGGACUGCUCUGUGCCACUUCGAAAUGUUGCAACUCUCUCCAGCACACCGGAUUGGAUUUCGUUUGCCCCUCCGUUUUUGCAGUACUCCGAGGACAUUGCUUUGAUAACUCAUUUGCACACAGUGCCUGAGCUGGCAUCGUGUGUUUGGAGAAGCAUCUUCAUGCCAAAGAAUUGCAUUGUCAAGAAUAAGAAACUCCCGGACAAGGAGAAAUGCUACCUGAACUUCGGCACCUCCACUGCAGGCUACUGCUGUAUCCUGUGGCCCCUGCAGAAGCAAGUGCCACUCCUGAAGCAUUGUGCUUUGACGUGUUUCGACAACAUCAACCUUACUCUGCUGAAGAAGCUGUGCAAGGACGACCUCGGCUUCACGGCUGAAGCUGGCAUCUCCCGUGUUGCACUGGCGAUGCAGGCCAUCGAGAAAAUCUUGAAAGUGAGCACAGACAAAGCAGCAGACAUCAUGCAGCAAUCAGUUGCAGGGUCAGUGCCGGAGCCUCACCAUGAACUCUUGGACUGCGAGGCUUUCGUGGAUUGUGUGCACAAAGACGAUCUGGACGACGUCAGAAGCCACAUAGAUCAAAAACAGAAGCUGCAGCGAGAGGUCUUUGACACAUGCAGAGAAGCCCGGGAAAUCAAGAUCAAGAAGUCCAAGAAGCCUGCAACAAAGAGGGCACGGGAGCCCACCUCUUUCAAGUCUCGAGAGGACUGGACUGCAGAGCAAGCUGUGGUGUUUGCCCCGCCAGAGACCCGGUUCUACAAGGACCAUUGGAAUGGCAGAUGGAUCAUGUUCUGCGGGGAGGGGCCAAUCAGUUCUCGAUUUUGCCGAAGCAGAUCUUGGGGUGCAACGGGGAGCGACACCAUAUGCAUCCGUGAUUUACUGCGGAAGGCGUGGGAGAGAUGGACGGCUCUCACAGGCGAGGAGUGCUGGGUGAAUUUUGACGGCACUCCGCCUCGUUCCUCAAGCAUGGUGGCCAAAAGCACUCCCAAGACCCGCCAGUGCAAGACGACCAAGAAAGCUCCGGAGCAAAUCCACAAGGAAAAGGUGGGCAAGAUGGAGGAAAGGAUCCAUCUCCAGAAUGAGAGUGCAGCACAGCUCAUCCAGAGUCGCAACUUGGAGAAGAUCAUGAGUGUGAUGAAAGAAAGGCCUAAGGUGGCCAAACACGUCUUGAACCUCAUCGAGAUUGGUGCGUUUGACAACUUGGAGAAGCAGGGUCCGAAGAAGAGCUACAUCAUGCUUUUCGGCUACAUGGCCCACAUCUCCCUCGAAAGUGCUUUGCCCACCAAAAAGGUCCCGGUGCUCACCAAGUUUUUCCAGGACCGGUGGCGAAAGUACGGCUGUAGAUUGGGUGGCGCCUUGGAUGCUCCUGACCACAAGGACACCUCGAUCCUUGCUUGGAUGCUCAACAAGCAGGCCGUCUACUGGAGCUUGGACGUGGAUGCGAAGGUUUUGCACUGCUUGGAUUCCGAGCUCGAGUUGCCGGACAGCAUGAAGGGCUUGGGAGCCGAGCUCAGGAAGGUCCACAUCGAGGAGCCUUUGGAUUGCUACAAGGCUGAGCUCGUCAUCACCGGGAUGAAGCGUUCAUGCAUCGAGCUGUGGGAGACGGAAAAGCGCGGACUUGCAGACCUGGACCUUCCAUGGUACAAGAAAGAAGUGCCACUGGAGGCUGAUGAUGGGGACUCGCAGUCCCAGCCCUCCGAGUCCCAGCCCUCUGCGGGCUCUUUGUUUGUGCGUGGGUCCCGAAAGCUGCCAAUGGUCGCUGCAUCACGAUUGCGAUUGAACUCCACCGACAAAAAGGGCAAGAACAUCGUGAAAAAGGAUCGUGCGGAGAAGCUCGAGGAGAAGAUCCAGGCUACGAAUGAAGAUGCCAUCCAGCUCAUCGCGACCAGGAAUCUGGAGAAGAUCAUAGCAGUUCUCACGGAACGGCCCAAGAUUGCAUCUCACAUCUUGAGCCUCAUCGAGAUGGGUGCCUACGAUUCCAUUGACAAGGUCGCGGCGACCACCGAGGCUGAAGAGAAGCUGCCUCCAUCGUGCAACAAGGUGGCUCUGCUGUCAAAGAAGGUCAUCACGGAUAUCAUCCUGACAUGCCUGCCCCACUGCUCGGAAUGGUUUCGGACUCUGCCCCGCAACGAGCCGAAGAAGAGCUACGUCGUGCUGUUCGGCUACAUGGCCCACAUCUCCCUGGAAAGUGCAGUGCCCAGCAAGAAAAUCCCGGUGCUCACUAAGUUUUUCCAAGAGCGGUGGCGAAAGUACGGCUGUAGAUUGGGUGGCGACGAUGAUGCUCCUGACCACAAGGACACCUCGAUCCUGGCUUGGAUGCUCAACAAGCAGGCCGUCUACUGGAAGGUGGACCUCGAAAGGAAGGUUCUCACCUACUUGGUGGAUGCGGAGGUCGAGUUGCCGGACAACACCAAGGGCUUGGGUGACGAGCUCAAGAAGCUCUACAUCGAGGAGGCCUUUGAUGUCCAGAAGGCUGAGCUCGUCAUCACCGGGAUGAAGCGUUCCUGCAUCGAGCUGUGGGAGACAGAGAAGCGGGGACUUCGAGGCUUAGAUCUUCCUUUCUUCAGAAAGGAGGUCGACAACAACUUGGAGUCUGAUGCUGAUGUGAAGCCGCUUCUCAUGAGACCAGCCGGUGACGGACAUGCUGAUGUGAAGCCGCAGCUCGUGCUACCAGCCGGUGACGGACAUGCUGCUGAUGUGAAGCCGCAACUCGUGCUACCAGCCGGUGACGGAAAUGCCGUUGUGAACUGA